GCUCAUUGCCCCUCGCUCUCGGCGGACGAAGAGAGUUCGGCGCGCGCUUGAAAUUCCCCCAUGGCUCGGCCAACAUUCCAGCGCGCACCCACGUGGGACGAUCCAAACAUGGAAGAAGUUAGGAACGGUGCAGCUGAGGAAAAUCAGGGAAAAUGGAGAGCUCAGCUUCCCCGCUCCCUCGAGUCCCCGGUGGCCUAGAUUUUACAUUUGCAGCGUUGGGUUUCGCGUCUCACGACGGCUUGGCUGUCUGCAGCACCCACGGUCUGCAAAGACGGACUAUGCCGACGUCGUUGCUGACGGAUAUGGCCUCUCCCACAUCCCGGAGCCACGGAGUCUCUCAAAGGUCAAAUGCUGCAUAGGACCUAAGCUUGCUGCGGACAGCCGAGUCGUCGUAACAGCGCGGAGCCGCGAACCCAACGCAGGAGGCAGACCUGCCCGGCCGUGGGGGAACGCGUAUGUAUGUGGCUUGAGAAGGCUGCUGAUUCUGGACGAGAACUGUUAUCCAAGCCCAUCGCAGCGGAAGCCAAGAAGAAUUGUUAAUGAAAGAUAAGGUUAUUCAUUCUUAAAAGUUUAUCGCCAAGCGAGCAUUGCUGCCAUUGCACGACAGGUAAAGCAGAGUUUACAUGUCCGCGCCCCUGACAUGCCAAUGAUAUCAGAGACAUGCUGUGCGAGUGCUGAUCAUUCACAUUCGACGAGGGCCUGCUUUGCCAGCUUCAGCACAUCAACCAAGCAACCUUUGACACGGAGGGUGGUGAUCCAGCCACUGACGAGGGGCUCAAGAUGAUCUGGAAUGCAGAUGUUUUGGGCGAUCAGGGGCAGACGGGCAAAAUGAAGGGUGUUGGCGGCUGGGCAGCGGGAGCGGCAGCGUGUUUUCCUUUUCUUCUUCUUCUUCCUCUCAGCCUUCUCUCAACUCGACCGUCACCCCGGGGAGCCUCACGAAAAAGUUUGCAUGAAAGCGUCGUCGUCGUCGUCUCCUUCAGCCUCUUGCAGUAAACCCCUCAUACGUCUUGGGUAGAUCUAGACACCGAUAUGGCCUGGACCCUUUACUCGAAUCCGAUCAGAGUACCCGACCGUUUACCAAAAGCGAUCGGUGACAGCGGCAUCUAGUCUGGCUAGACGAUAGAAUCUGGUUUAGGGGGACUCGUAAGUUCUCUUUCAGACUGAGACAUAGUGUCUUGAAGUUAAAUGAACCGGAGGAUGUGGCUUGCGCUUCAAAGAAACUGAGGAGUUUUCACCCCCAAAGCCCCGUGUUGCUGAAUGCGGUAAACCUGCCGGGACUCGACUGCAGCUGUGCAAUCCCCAUGGUACCGACUCCCGAGGGAGACUCCUGAAGAAUGAGAAUGGAAUGAGAUAUAUCUACAUCCUCGAAACCCUGGUCUAUGCGGGUUUCCUUUUUACUCUCCCAUCUUCAAGUCACCACUUGGAACACUCUCCUUGAUUGCAUCCUUUUCUGCUCUUCUUCAGCUUCUCGACACUCCUAUUUUCCCGGGUAUCAUCAAUCUCAGUCUUCAGCUCAGUGGCAGGAACCAUCCUUCCAUUCAGCCAGUCAUUCCUUACGACGACUUUACUUCGACCAGAAAGAUCCCGGCGAUUUCGACAUAUCCGAAGCCCCCAAUUCCCACAUCUCAAACCACCGCCAUGCACUUCUCAUCCAGCGCAACCUUCGCCUUGGGGCUGAUGGCCACGCAAGCCGCGGCGAGGGGCAUCGUCAAGGUGCCAAAGUUCAACGUAGCAGCCGGAACCCCGACCUACACGACCACUCUCACCGCCCCCUUGACGCCUGUUCCCACGAUCUACGCGCAGGCGACGGUGACCUCGUCAUCGACCUCGUCCUCGGCGACUGCCACCCCAACUGCCUCCUCCAACUCGACCCUGAGCGCCGACUUGCAGAGAGCCCUCGACCUCCACAACAUCUACCGCGCCGCCGUUGGCAACGCCAACUUGACCUGGGAUGACGACUUGGCCGCGAGCGCUCAGGUCUGGGCCAACCACUUGACGACUGUCGGCAGCCUGGUCCAUGACUCGAACCCCGGCGGCCAGGGAGAAAACUUGGCUUCGCAGUCGGGCGGCACCACCACCUACUUCACCAACGGUGUUCAGCUGUGGUUGGAUGAGAAGCCGUUGUACGAUGGACAGCCCAUCCGCACCACUGGAUCGCCCAACUACUUGAACUAUGGUCACUACACUCAAGCCAUUUGGAAGAACACCCAAAAGGUCGGCUUGGCCAUGGCCACCGACUCCAAGGGUACCACCUUCGUGGUUGGACGUUACUUGCCUCCUGGAAACUACAUCGGCCAGCUGCCCUACUAAGCAUGGAAGGAUGGACUACCAGUGUUGUUUGAGAUGUUUUAAUCAACACCGUUGGCUGGGCUUGGCUUUUCUUUCGAUUCUAGACCGCUUCUCCUUCACUAAGUUGCUUAUGCUCAUGGCAAGAUCUCCAUGCCUUGGACCACUUCACUGCACAUAGAUUGUACAGUUUCCGUUCAGAAUCUUCAACAAUUCGAGAGAAAUGAAAAAAGCUUAGACACAAUACCGAGCAAUCAAUGAAUCAACCUCUGCC
Messenger RNA from Colletotrichum scovillei, 2560 nucleotides. RefSeq lists its product as uncharacterized. Lineage: Eukaryota; Fungi; Ascomycota; Sordariomycetes; Glomerellales; Glomerellaceae. Bases 1639 to 2310 code for a protein of 223 amino acids. The transcript has 3 exons. The record is from RefSeq and is a predicted model, not a curated record.